Molecule: messenger RNA, 5553 nt
Organism: Amoebophrya sp. A25
Lineage: Eukaryota; Dinophyceae; Syndiniales; Amoebophryaceae
Source: the annotation of a GenBank genome assembly
ACAACAGGAACGCUUCAAGGUUUUCGUUGUCGUUACGGGAGAGCCCCAGGCAAUCUUACAUGCAUAGACUUCUGCAGUGUCGUAUAAAUAUAUGAUUGCUUGCUCAUUUUGUUGAUCGCCGAAUAAACCCUAGUUGUAUUCAAUACUAGUUUGAUCGAAAGCGAUACAAGAAAUUUAUUGUUGUGCCUGUUGCAGUUCCAUAAUGAUAAUACCGUAAUCGUAAUGUCUAAAAACAUAAGUGCAAAGCUUGGUCCAACCGCCUCAAUGGUGAAUUUUCUCAGGUCAUCAGAAAAAUGCGACAGAAGAACGCGAUCCUAUUGUAAACUGUUCUCUGCGAGUAGAUCAAAAAUGCGCGAUCAUACAAGGUCAUACAAACUUUCGUUUAUUUUUACUCUUUUUCAUCCCCAGCGUCACUUUUUUUACCAACUGAACGACAACCAAUGAGCCACUGUUUUUUGAUUGAGUAAGUGUGUGAUAUACUGCUCGUUUGAAAAACUGAAAUCUCAAAGGUGAAAAGGUGCUGCAAAUCCCGUCGACGCGUGAACUUGAACGAGGAGGUCGUGAGUUCAUACAAAUACUAGAUUUCAAUAAAAACAAUGAAUUCUUAUGACAUUGAUGCUUCUAUUUGAUGUGCUUGAUGCCAUUGUUUAAAUUUCAUCUUACCAAAAAUUUUCAGUGAAUCUUCUGCUUAUAGAUGCUGUUUGUAAUACUUACACUGCUUUCUUAUGGUUUUACUGAUGCUCCCUAGAACGAAUGAUGCUUGUCGUAAUGCGUAGUGAUGGAUGAGUGAAUGCUUGCAUUUCUAUUGUCCUAAUGUACUUGAAUCACAUACAAAAAGGUGCCCGGAAAGAGAACUACGUCCAUCAUUGCGGCUCUUCACCGGUGUAGGAGUAUUACUUACCGAUGUCAUACGAUGAAUUUAGAAAAACUUAGUUUAUCGAUCCUUUCAUUCUACGAUCCUUCAUGCUGUAGGUCAUUGUAGAUGAAAACAAAUCCAUGCUAUCUCCGCUCUCGUGAACUGCGCACACAAACAACAGUUUUGGCUACUUGCGUGCGACAAGAACGCGAUACGAUUUAAAGCGAACAAUAAAUAAGCGACAAGAACAAGAUGGAGCCAGCUCAGGUACUUUUUGAUUAAAAUAUAUUUAGAUUUUCUGAACUGAACGAGGUGCUACUACGAACAAGAAUCUUCCUCCCCCACCUCACAUCACAAACCACCUUAAUAACAUAAAAAACAAAAUCUAAUGACUACAGGGCAAUGUUGCGGACGCGCCGGCUGCAGGCGACAACAACGUUCCGGCGCAAGCCGGUGAGCAGUCGGCUGGCGGCAUGGACAUGAUGGCUAUGCAGCAACAAAUGAUGGCAAUGAUGAUGCAACAGCAAAUGAUGGGUAUGAAUCCUAUGGCUGCCAUGAUGGCCAGCAUGAACCCUCAAAUGGCUGCUAUGAUGAUGCAGAUGGGCAACAUGAUGGCAGGUGCUAAUGCGGCCGCUGCGAACAAUAACCCUGCUGACGGAGUAGCAGCUGGUGGCGCAUCAUCUGGCGAUGACACGGCGAACAAGGGUGACUCACCAAGUGGUGGAGAAAAGAAGCUGAUGAAUCCUACCCUUUCCGGUGCUGGUAUGAUGGGAUUGAUCCCGCCAAGCAGUAUGCAGCAAAACAGCGGUCCGGACAUGAUUAGCGUGGUCGGCCCCAGUGGGCAAAUGAUCCAGGUGCAUCGUGCUGGCAGCAGUAUGGGCGAAGUGGAGCGAGCACAAGAAGCCAACAUCACCAACGGUAAGCGGUAUCUCGCGCGGGUGAAAAACUACAUGCCAGAUAAGGGAUACGGUUUUUUGUGGUCACCCGAAAUAGAGGAGGAAUUCAAAAGCGACGUUUUCCUCCACGUCUCCGAAUUAGGCCGCCUCGAAGGCAUUGACCCAACAAGGGGACUUUUCCAAAACACACUUCUCAACUUUGAAGUGCACGUAAAUAAGCAGGGAAAACCACAGGUAUAAUUUCUAUUUUGUCCUACUAGUACGUGCCACUGGGUUCGUGUUGAUUUUCUAAUUUGAUAGUUCCCAGACAAAAAAGAAAACUCUACUUUCAGUUUUCCAAAGAAGGUUUUUUCACUUCGAGAGCAAUACAACAGGUACGAGAUCUGCGUUUCCCGGCUCCAGGAGAGGGAGAGGAUGUCCCGAUGCUAGGAGGCGGCAAAGGCAUGGACAAGGGCAAAGGCAUGUUCGAUGACAGAGGGAAAGGAAAGGGGUUCGAUAAAGGCUUCGGCAUGAAAGGCGGCAAGAACUUCGGAAUGGGACCACCAGGUACGAUUUAUACUGAAGAUGGUUUGGAAUUUCUGUUCAAUUGAUCCUGCUGCUGCUAUUUUCGACUCGAUUAUUUACCAGUAGAAUGAUAUUUCUAAUACUUCUUCAGUUGUUUUGAAAAAUAUCUACUUUUCCUAGAGACGAUAGUUAUCUACUUCGUUCACUAACAUUAGUACUAUAUAACUACUUGCAUGUUGAAGAUGAACUACUUUCUUACUACUACAACAGGUCCAAUGAUGGGUCCGAUGGGUCCUAUGAUGGGUGGCCCACCUGGGAUGAUGCCGCCAGGUCCUCCCGGUUUCAAUCCAGCAAUGCCAGGAGGUGGGAUGAUGGGGCCUUGUGGAAUGAUGCCUCCCAUGCCAGGAGGCAUGAUGCCUGGCAUGGGAAUGCCUGGAGGUGGAAUGCCAGGAGGUGGAAUGCCAGGAGGACUUCCUGGAAUGCCAGGAGGAGUUCCUGGAAUGCCAGGGGGAGUUCCUGGUCAAGCCGCUGGAGGCGAUAUUGCAAAUAGUACUGGUGUCAGUGGGGCUGCCCCAGAGGGAGUCGGAGAAGAUACAACGCCAACUGGAGCAACAGAGCAAGGGAUGAAAGCUAUGACUGGCGGCGACGGAACGAGUCCGGCGUCGAAGCCUCGAGGAGGAGGAGGAGGAAAAUCGCCGAGUUUCGGUUUCAGUGGGAAGGGAAAUAACAGCAAUAACCCGAAUCUUUUGCCUCUUGGAGGUGGCGGUGGCGCAAUGGGAGGCGGUCCGCCUCCUCCAAUACCAGGUGGUCCUGGAGGCAUGAUGGAUGCCGCGCAGCAGCAGCAGAUGAUGCAACAACAGCAGCAAAUGAUGAUGCAACAGCAGCAGCAACAGCAGAUGCUGAUGCAGCAGCAGAUGAUGCAACAACAGCAACAACAGCAGAUGAUGAUGGCCGCUAACGGAGGCCUUCCGCCGCCGAUACCCGGCGUCGUGCCGCCACCGGCGAUACCCGGAAUGCCGCCACAGCAGCAGCCGCCGCCACCGGUUAACCCGUUCAAUGCGACGCAGCUGAUCAGCGAGAACCAACAGCAGCAGACUCCAGCAGAUGCAGGUGCCAGUGUCGAACUAGAGGUGAACAAGUUCACGGCAAUGCUCACACAGGGCUUGCUCGACCACAAGGAACGCGUUGCGGCCAAUGAGAGUGUCCAACAUUUAGACAGUGUAGGAAGUAUGCCACCUGCGAUGCCAAGCAAUAGUGGCAGUAUGAUGCAGAAUAACGGGAAUCCUUUGCUGCGAUCGGCACCCUUCUUGGCGCCAGACAGCGAAGAAUUGCUAGACCAAAGAGACCUAGGAUUACAGCGCGACGCAAAAGCAGAUAACUUUUUGCCGACAGCAACAGCUAUGUCAGUGGCGAUGCCUCAGAAACCCCAAAUGCAGAAAAGCGGUCGGGACAGAAGUCGAGGUAGGGAUCGAGACCGUGGACGCAGGAGGUAUUUUUUAUUUUUCUUUACAGAGUUAGAGUGGUUAGAUAGUGUUGUUGUUGUUGUUGUUGAUUUUUUUAGGUCGUUAAUCUCUUGUUGAUUUUCGUUUAGGUGUCCUCGCCCUGCUUUGAAUCUUCAACGCGAAGAAUUUUGUUUAGGUGUCCUCGCCCUGCUUUGAAUCUUUCUCUAAGUGAGGAGGCUUUUUAAGAAAUUGAUGUUUGUCUACUUCCCGUGCCCGUCAUCCCUUCUCGUAAAAUCCCAGGUCUAGGUCACGAUCACGUUCACGAGGUCGCCGGGGCGGCUUUGAUAAACCAAGUGGGGCUAAAGCCGAAAUCGGAAAACUAGUAGCGACACGUGGUCAAUGGGCUGAGUAUGUCCAUAGCGAGGGGACCUAUUGGGUCCACGUCCUCACAAAGGAAAGAACGAACGAGAAGCCAACGGAUUUCGAGGUACUAUAUUAAAACAGGAUGAUUUUUAUUGCUCUAUCUAGAAAAAGAUGAAGAGGAACAUGAAUUCUUGGUCUAAUCGUAUAAUGUCUUAGUCUCUAGAUUCACACUGACUACAACGCUUCUCCACUCUGAAUUUCGUUUUGUAGCAUCGCUCCUUCCAUCCUCCUGGACUACAUCGACAGAGAAUCUUCACACAUUCCAAAAAUUUCAAUUUCCUUUUACAUCAACAGGUUCGCGCUUCUCGCGAUAGCAGUGGCAAGACGCGCGCGCAUGGCACCAACGACCCUUCGUGUAUUUACAUUCAAAAUUGUCCCCUAACCUGGGGCCAGACGGAGCUCCGACAGCACUUCCAGCAGUUUGGGACUAUCCUCUCUUGCGACGCACCAGCUAGUAUCAAUGACCCUAGUGUAAACCGCGGGUACGCAUUCGUCACCUUCACUAGUGCAGAGGAAGCCAAAUUAGCGCAGUUGACCAUGAACGGCUUCCCUGUGGCGGACGAAAACGAACAAACAAAAAUCAUCCAAGUCUGCAUCAGGGGACAAAGAGCCGUGCAAAGUAAUAAUGAUUACCUACACCUUCUUGUAAGAAGAUCAUGACUCCCAAGUUGUCGUGAUGAAGGAAAAAAAAUUUCUUGAUACCUAGUUACAAGUUGACACAAAUACGUUCUCUAUCUUCACUUUCCGUUCCCGCUGACAUGCUCAACACUCUCCCACCGUCUCUGUCUCCACAAAAAACUAAAGAACUAAGGAACAAUCUCAUCUCCCACUGUCUCCACAAAUCCCUCCUAAACAACAACCUCAGUGGGCGUUCCUGGCGUUGUGGGACAGAUUCCACCGCCAAUGGCUAUUUCGGAUGGAACCGCACCAGGUGUCAUGCCUGGUAUGCCGAUGCCGAUGGGCGGCAAUUUCUCCUAGUACUACAUCACAGUAGAAGAAGGGUUUGAGCUGCUUGAAGAAGAAGAGGUUUAACAAACAAGGUGUUUGUAGAAGUAUAGGAGUUCUUGCAGUCGCCGCGUUGUACUAAGUACUACAUCGUGCUUCUAAAGUACUGAUUGCUGACAAGAAUUGGAUAGAAUUAUAUGAUCAUCUUUCUUGUUAACGUAAGAGCAAGACUGUUUGCCUCGAAAAUUGAUUUUCCGAUAAUUUGUCCUCUCCCGACUCCGGGAUGUGGGAACCCCACGAGCACCUCUGACAAUCUUCCCACUUAAAUUAGAACCACAAAGAAUCUUUCCGCGCUUUGUUGCGCGCCCACGUUUUACCACGUUCACCUCUUGACAACGGCACUUUUGCGGAAGGUGAAAAACCACAGCGUGGCUGUACGUACAGCACUAUGCAUAGUAUGACAACGUUAUAUUCUUGGUCGAAGAAA